Molecule: messenger RNA, 913 nt
Organism: Penaeus chinensis
Lineage: Eukaryota; Metazoa; Arthropoda; Malacostraca; Decapoda; Penaeidae
Product: cuticle protein 19-like
Exons: 2
Coding region: 23-400 (125 amino acids)
Cellular component (GO): extracellular matrix
Source: RefSeq, a predicted model, not a curated record
UCAACACAUCUCACUUGACAACAUGACGUUCAAGGCACUUGUACUGGCCGCCCUUGUGGUCGCCGCCUUCGCCCUUCCUGAUAGUCACCCUACAUAUGGAUACCCUGCCCCUACUCCUGCUUAUGCACCCGCUAAGUACGACUUCAACUACGCCGUAAACGACCCACCAUCUGGUAACGACUUUGGACAUCAGGAAACCCGUGAUGGCGACAACACACAGGGAUCCUACUACGUCCUUCUUCCCGACGGUCGUCUGCAGAGGGUUACCUAUACCGUUAACGGAGACUCCGGUUACGUAGCUGAUGUCACCUACGAGGGAGAGGCCCAGUAUCCCACUCCACAGACCUCCUAUGGGCCUCCUCAGCCUUCCUAUAAGCCACCCACUCCUUCUUACGCUUAAGGCGGAGAGUCAAAGAUAUUUAUUGAUCUGGGAUCUUUAUGAAUAUAAAAUACACGGUACAGUUCGCCCAAAGUAGCAUCAUUUCAUUAAUUUGAUUUUAAUUAAUAAAUAUUUUUACCGCUGUUAAAGGUCGUGUUUUACCACAUAUGUACAGAUGUAUAAAAUGUACCCACGCAUAAGACGCACCUUUUUUACAAGUACAUUUAUUGGAAGAAGUCAAUUUAUAAUGAUUCAUCAUAUAUUUAUUCAGAGACAUUUAAAAGUUGGUUUAUAUGGGGAUGAAAGCUCGGUUUCCUACCUGUAAUGCGACCGCAUUACAGGUAGGUAAUUUUUUUACAUAUAUAUAUAUAUAUAUAUAUAUAUAUAUAUAUCUAAUACACUUGCAAAUUUAGUAAUUUUCCAGUAGUCGCCAUCCUCUUGUGUAAUAUCUGCGGAGUUCUUAGAUAUCAUUAAGCAUUCUUCAAAUAAUCCAUUAUUUAGCCCUUAAAUUUAAAUAUAUAUAUAUUUAUUUUU